This is a messenger RNA of Centrocercus urophasianus (Greater sage-grouse), 4435 nucleotides long. RefSeq names its product SEC24 homolog C, COPII coat complex component (gene SEC24C). The transcript is spliced from 25 exons. NCBI's taxonomy places the organism in Eukaryota, Metazoa, Chordata, Aves, Galliformes, Phasianidae. Gene Ontology annotation, molecular function: zinc ion binding; SNARE binding. Bases 564 to 4019 code for a protein of 1151 amino acids. The record is from RefSeq and is a predicted model, not a curated record. Gene Ontology annotation, biological process: intracellular protein transport; endoplasmic reticulum to Golgi vesicle-mediated transport; COPII-coated vesicle cargo loading. Gene Ontology annotation, cellular component: endoplasmic reticulum exit site; COPII vesicle coat.
GGUGAAGAGAAUGUUACUGAUGGCGUAAGGAGUUGAGAAUCUGCUGAGAUGGAAAGACACAGCACAGCAACAACAAGCAAAAAAAAAAAAAACCAAAAAACCCCACAACUGAAUUAGAGAGUCAAUUCCAGUAGUGCCACUUGGAUUAAUUUGGACAGACAUAUGGGAUGCAUGCUGUUGUACCAGCCUGAGUGCUUCCAGCUCAAUUGCCAGUCAUUGACUUCCAGGGUAUGAGCUUCUCUUCCAGGAUUUUCUAUAGAAAAACAGAAGAGGUGCUUCUUGCAUCUGAAGAGUUAAAUGUUGUGCGUGUGCAGAAGAAGCGACAGCUGAAGAAAAGCAUGUUCCCCUUUUGAAGAGUGAUCUUGGCUCCAGAGUUGAGGCUGUUGAGGUGGUAUAACUGUCUCCAGAAAGUUACAGAAGAGAUGCUAUAAAAGCACUAGUUGAAUUCUCUUGGCCUUGCCCUUUGUGGUAUUCCACGUCAGUGAUGAGGAAGUGUACUGCAAACCUUACAUCUAGAGCAGGUUGAGCAACUGAGGUGAAAUUAGUUUGGGGAUGUGAAUACAAUGAGUGUAAACCAGCAUACUCACGCGGGGCCUCCUUAUGGGCAACCUCAGCCUGGAUAUCAGGGCUACCAGCAGCCUGCCUACGGAGGACAGCCAUUGCCAGGGGUUCCUCACGCACAGUAUGGAGCUUAUAAUGGUCCGAUGCCAGGAUACCAACAGCCAGUCCCUCCACAAGGUUAUUUUCCUUCCUUGGGGUUCCCUUCGAAGGGCUCUCCUGUUUCUCUCAACUCUGACACUUCUCUUGCACCUAAUCUCAUAGGUUCAGUCAGAGCCCUUCCAACUUCCGGAGCUCCCCCUCCAGCCAGUGGAACAUCUCUUCCUUCUGGCCACCAGGGGUACAGUCAGUUUGGACAAGGAGAUGUGCAGAAUGGGAUCCCAACCUCAACAGCACCAAUGCAGAGGCCGCCUGCUUCUCAGCCGUUCCUGCCAGGCUCAGCACCUGCGCCUGUCAGCCAGCCAUCUACGUUCCAGCAAUAUGGUCCCCCUCCAUCCAGUGUACAGCAGCUCAGCAAUCACAUGGCAGGGAUGACGAUUGGCAGUACUUCAAUCUCUGCUCCUCCCCCAGCUGGACUGGGAUAUGGUCCCCCAACAUCGGUUCCCCCGGUCUCAGGGAGCUUCAGUGCAACAGGAUCUGGUCUCUACACACCGUACACUGCGAGCCAAGGACCCCCUCCUCCCAGUGUGCCUCAGGGUCUUCCUUUGGCACAGCCUCCCUUUUCUGGUCAACCAGUACCAACUCAGCGCUUACCUACUGAAGUCCCUGGUUUUGCUCCGCCUCCGUCUUCUACGGGGAUUGGACCUUCCUCUUACCCUCCUUCCACAGGUGCCCCAAGGCUGCCUCUCAUGCCCGGCCCACCGCUGUCUGGGCAGACAGUUGCUGGACCACCGAUGUCCCAGCCUAAUCAUGUGUCCUCACCACCACCCCCAUCAACUCUGUCAGGGCCUCACCCAGGGCCUCCCAUGAGUGGCCUUCAUGGACCACCUCCACCCACUCAUCCUCCUCAGCCAGGAUAUCAAAUGCAGCAGAACGGUUCCUUUGGACAGGUGAGGGGCCCCCAGCCAAACUAUGGCGGAGCCUAUCCAGGCACACCAAAUUAUGGAAGUCAGCCUGGACCACCACCACCAAAACGCUUGGAUCCAGAUUCAAUUCCUAGCCCUAUCCAAGUGAUUGAAGAUGACAGAAGUAACCGUGGAUCAGAACCAUUUGUCACUGGAGUGAGAGGGCAGGUCCCACCUCUCGUUACUACCAAUUUCCUGGUCAAGGAUCAAGGUAACGCAAGCCCCCGCUAUAUACGAUGCACAUCUUACAAUAUUCCCUGCACCUCAGAUAUGGCCAAACAGUCCCAGGUUCCUCUAGCUGCUGUCAUAAAGCCGCUUGCUACUCUACCCCCAGAGGAGACCCUUCCUUAUUUGGUGGACCAUGGAGAAUCUGGUCCUGUCCGAUGCAAUAGGUGCAAGGCCUACAUGUGCCCUUUUAUGCAGUUUAUUGAGGGCGGAAGGAGGUUCCAGUGCUGUUUCUGCAGCUGUGUCACUGAGGUGCCAGCUCACUACUUCCAGCAUUUGGAUCAUACUGGAAAGCGAGUAGAUUUCUAUGAUCGACCUGAGUUAUCACUGGGUUCAUAUGAGUUUCUGGCAACAGUUGACUACUGCAAGAAUAACAAGUUUCCCAGUCCACCUGCUUUCAUUUUCAUGAUUGAUGUGUCUUACAAUGCUGUGAAGAGUGGCUUAGUGAGACUAAUAUGUGAAGAAUUAAAGUCAAUCCUAGAUUAUCUGCCCAGGGAAGGCAACAUGGAGGAAUCGGCCAUUCGAGUAGGCUUUGUCACUUACAACAAAGUAUUACACUUCUACAACGUGAAGAGCUCGUUGGCACAGCCACAAAUGAUGGUUGUCUCAGAUGUGGCAGACAUGUUUGUGCCACUCCUCGAUGGCUUUCUGGUGAAUGUGAAUGAGUCCAGGACAGUUAUUGCCAGCUUGCUGGACCAGAUUCCAGAAAUGUUUGCAGACACAAGAGAAACAGAAACUGUUUUUGGACCUGUGAUCCAAGCAGGGCUGGAAGCACUGAAGGCAGCUGAGUGUGCUGGCAAGCUCUUCAUUUUCCACACCUCUCUGCCCAUUGCAGAGGCCCCAGGGAAGUUAAAGAACAGAGAUGAUAAGAAACUGAUCAACACAGAUAAGGAGAAGACUUUGUUUCAACCUCAGACAAGCUUCUACAACAAUUUGGCCAAGGACUGUGUAGCCCAGGGCUGUUGUGUGGAUCUGUUCCUGUUUCCAAACCAGUAUUUGGAUGUGGCAACAUUGGGUGUAGUAACUUAUCAGACAGGAGGCUCCAUUUAUAAGUAUGCGUAUUUCCAGCUUGAGACAGACCAAGAUAGGUUCCUGAAUGACUUAAGAAGAGAUGUCCAGAAAGAAGUGGGGUUUGAUGCUGUGAUGAGAGUACGUACAAGCACAGGCAUUCGAGCAACUGACUUUUUUGGAGCUUUUUAUAUGAGCAACACAACUGAUGUGGAGAUGGCAGGCUUGGACUGUGACAAAACAAUCACAGUUGAAUUCAAGCAUGAUGACAAACUGAGUGAAGACAGUGGUGCGCUCCUCCAGUGUGCUCUGCUAUAUACAAGCUGUGCAGGGCAGCGGCGACUUCGGAUUCACAACCUCUCACUGAACUGUUGUACACAGCUUGCUGACCUCUAUCGAAACUGCGAGACAGACACACUUAUAAAUUACUUGGCUAAAUAUGCAUAUCGUGGAGUUCUGAAUAGCCCAGUAAAGGCUGUACGAGAUUCACUGAUAAAUCAGUGUGCCCAGAUCCUGGCUUGCUAUCGAAAAAACUGUGCUAGUCCAUCUUCUGCUGGCCAGCUGAUUCUUCCUGAAUGCAUGAAGCUGCUUCCUGUCUACUUGAAUUGUGUGUUGAAGAGUGACGUCCUUCAGCCUGGUCCAGAGGUCACAACAGAUGACCGUGCCUACAUUCGUCAGUUAGUCACAUCCAUGGACGUGGCAGAAACAAAUGUCUUCUUUUAUCCCAGGCUUUUGCCCCUGACCAAAGCAGAUGUUGACAGUGACUCCUUACCGGCAGCAAUCCGAAACUCAGAGGAACGUCUCUCCAAGGGUGACAUCUACCUGCUGGAGAAUGGGCUGAACAUCUUUGUGUGGGUGGGAGUGAACGUGCAGCAAGGCCUGAUCCAGAACCUCUUUGGAGUGUCAUCCUUCAGUCAGAUUAGCAACACCUUGAGUACCCUGCCUGUCCUGGAAAACCCCUUUUCAAAGAAAGUACGGUCUAUUAUUGACAUGCUUCACCUGCAGAGAUCCCGAUACAUGAAGUUAAUAAUUGUGAAGCAAGAAGAUAAGCUGGAAAUGCUCUUCAAACAUUUUCUGGUGGAGGAUAAGAGCCUAACUGGGGGGGCUUCAUAUGUGGACUUCCUGUGUCACAUGCACAAGGAGAUUCGGCAGCUACUGAGCUAGAGGAGGGAGUGGUGCUGGAACUCAGCAGUGACAUUUCAGUCUUCUCUAAUGAUCUGAUCGGAAGGUCCAGCGCCCUCAAAAAGGACAACAUAGAAAUCUGUACAAUUCCAUAAUUUUUAAUACACAUGACAUACGCAGAAAUCCUUUCAACCUCUCCUGGUCCCAUAUGAGAGAUGAAUUCUUUUUCCUGGUGAGGGCUAAAAAAACAAAAACAAAAACAAAAACAAAAAAAAAAAAAAAAAAGGGCCUUUGAUACCAGGUCUUUUACUUGUAUCUAAAUUGUUUCCUGUGCUUGGCAGGAGUUCACCCCCCGCCCCAUGCUCGCUAAUCCCGUUGUAAUGAAUGUAGGUUUUUUUUUUUUUUCAGUUCACUGUACAUGAUUCAACAUUGGGUGAAAAAGCGAUAACUUCAAAAUU